This is a messenger RNA of Pocillopora verrucosa, 1501 nucleotides long. Its product is annotated as tubulin beta-4B chain. Gene Ontology annotation, biological process: microtubule cytoskeleton organization; mitotic cell cycle. Gene Ontology annotation, cellular component: cytoplasm; microtubule. Lineage: Eukaryota; Metazoa; Cnidaria; Anthozoa; Scleractinia; Pocilloporidae. The record is from RefSeq and is a predicted model, not a curated record. Gene Ontology annotation, molecular function: structural constituent of cytoskeleton; GTP binding; GTPase activity.
ACGUUAACAGUUGUCGAUGAGAGAUCUUAGGUUUGAUUAAUUUUUUCAUCAGUCGGGUUGUGGCUAAUUUCCUCGUAGGAGUUUAACAAGUGAAAGCUUUCAAAAUGCGUGAAAUCGUUCAUCUACAGGCGGGUCAGUGCGGAAACCAAAUCGGGGCCAAGUUUUGGGAAGUUAUUUCAGAUGAACACGGAAUCGACCCAACUGGCACAUAUCAUGGUGAUUCAGACCUCCAGUUGGAAAGAAUCAACGUUUACUACAACGAAGCAACAGGAGGGAAAUAUGUACCUCGAGCUGUGCUGGUCGAUUUGGAGCCCGGAACAAUGGAUUCAGUACGCUCCGGACCUUUCGGACAAAUUUUUAGACCUGACAACUUUGUUUUUGGACAAAGCGGGGCUGGAAACAAUUGGGCGAAAGGACAUUACACUGAAGGUGCCGAAUUAGUAGAUUCCGUUCUAGAUGUUGUCCGAAAGGAAGCAGAAAGCUGCGACUGUUUGCAAGGCUUUCAACUCACUCACUCCCUCGGCGGUGGUACAGGCUCAGGGAUGGGCACGCUGCUCAUCUCAAAGAUCCGAGAGGAAUAUCCCGAUCGUAUCAUGAACACGUUUAGUGUUGUACCUUCCCCUAAAGUGUCGGAUACCGUCGUGGAACCCUACAACGCAACUCUCUCGGUUCAUCAGCUUGUUGAGAACACCGAUGAAACGUACUGCAUCGACAAUGAAGCCCUCUAUGACAUCUGCUUCAGAACUCUGAAAUUAACCACCCCGACGUAUGGCGACCUAAACCACCUUGUGUCAGCCACAAUGAGUGGUGUGACCACAUGUCUUCGAUUUCCCGGCCAGCUGAAUGCUGAUUUGCGAAAACUAGCAGUCAAUAUGGUUCCCUUCCCCCGUCUUCACUUCUUCAUGCCAGGUUUCGCUCCUCUGACCAGCCGAGGCUCCCAGCAGUACCGAGCAUUGACAGUUCCAGAGCUGACACAGCAGAUGUUUGAUGCCAAGAACAUGAUGGCAGCCUGUGAUCCCCGUCAUGGUAGAUACCUGACUGUGGCUGCAAUGUUCCGUGGCCGCAUGUCCAUGAAGGAGGUUGAUGAGCAGAUGUUGAAUGUGCAGAACAAGAACAGCUCAUACUUUGUGGAAUGGAUUCCCAACAAUGUCAAGACUGCUGUAUGUGAUAUUCCACCUCGAGGACUGAAGAUGUCUGCCACCUUUAUUGGAAACAGCACUGCCAUUCAGGAACUAUUCAAGCGCAUUAGUGAGCAGUUCACGGCUAUGUUCAGGCGCAAGGCCUUCUUGCAUUGGUACACUGGUGAGGGCAUGGAUGAGAUGGAGUUUACUGAGGCUGAAUCAAACAUGAAUGAUCUUGUGUCUGAGUACCAACAAUAUCAGGAUGCCACAGCUGAAGAAGAAGGAGAAUUUGAUGAGGAAGAGGAAGAGGAGGGUGAAAACGCAUAAACUGGAUUUACUGGAUUUGACCUGAAAAAACCUGAAAUAAACUUGUAAAAAUA